Molecule: messenger RNA, 574 nt
Organism: Notechis scutatus (mainland tiger snake)
Lineage: Eukaryota; Metazoa; Chordata; Lepidosauria; Squamata; Elapidae
Source: RefSeq, a predicted model, not a curated record
CUAUCUUUUAUAACUCUGAAGGCUACUGCUUUGUGCUCAGUCUCUAUCCCCGGGGUCCAGGCAACUCAAAUGGAGAUUACCUAGGAAUCAUGUUUUCUUUAUGUAGUGGCCAGAAUGAUGGAGCAUUAGAAUGGCCAGCUGUGAACAGGCAAGUGACAUUCACCAUAGUGGAUCAAGAUCCUGACAUCACCCAAAGGAUGUCAGCAAGCCGAAGUUUUGUUACAGACCCCAACCAGCGUUACAAUGGGAAACCUUUUUGGGAUAAGGCUGACAUUACUGGAACUUUUGAUCCUUUCUAUAACACCCAUAUAGGCCCAGGAUGGGGAUGGCAUUACAUCUUGCCAUAUAGUGAAUUGUACCGGAGAAAUUUUGUUAAAAAUGACAAUCUCAUCAUUUUUUCAAAUUUUGAAGUUAUUCAUGAUCCAGGUAAUGUUUUAUAAAUCCUUGGAAUUCUUGACAAAGAAAUGUACAUCUCCUCUGCUUCCAUCAGUUAUCCCGAAUAAUUUCUGACAGUUGGCCUGUGGAUUCACAUUUACUGGCCCUGCUCCCUUGAAAACAAAGGUGGAAUAAUAAU